Molecule: messenger RNA, 1308 nt
Organism: Rhodotorula toruloides NP11
Lineage: Eukaryota; Fungi; Basidiomycota; Microbotryomycetes; Sporidiobolales; Sporidiobolaceae
Product: IBR finger domain containing protein
Exons: 2
Coding region: 1-1308 (435 amino acids)
Biological process (GO): protein polyubiquitination; ubiquitin-dependent protein catabolic process; positive regulation of proteasomal ubiquitin-dependent protein catabolic process
Cellular component (GO): cytoplasm; ubiquitin ligase complex
Molecular function (GO): ubiquitin protein ligase activity; ubiquitin conjugating enzyme binding; zinc ion binding
Source: RefSeq, a predicted model, not a curated record
AUGGCUGCAGACCUCUCGCUGGAGGACUUGGUCUUGAUUCUCGAACUGCAGAAGGCCGACAUCGCCCAGCUUUCAGCCGCGAGGAAGGGCAAGUCGACCAGCCCAAACCAGGAGGAGGUGGCUUUCGACGUCUACCACGAGGAGCUCGCUCGACUUGCGCGGCUGUACGACGAUGAUAACAUCGCGCACAGCAUUGCAGCGGCCAUCGCAACGGACACUCCGAUCCUGGAGGCGUUGCUUGAGGAGGAGCGGCUGGCAAGGGAGGAUCACGAGCUUGCUCUGCGUCUCGCGGCCGACGAACCCGAUUCUGACGAUGACUAUGCGGUGUCGUACCGGUCCGCCGCACCUUCCGACCCCAUCGCGUCCACCUCCGCCGGACCUUCGUAUCUUCGCUCCCUCGAAACCUUCUCGCCAAAGGAGACGGCGACCUGCGUCAUCUGCAUGGAAGACUUCAAGCCGAGCGAGACGAUCCCGGUCUACUGCAGCCUCAAACACCGAUACUGCCGCGGGUGCCUCCGCGACCUCUUUCUCGCCGCCGCCAAGGACGAAUCACUCUUCCCGCCUCGCUGCGACGGCUCCGUCAUCCCACUGUCUUUUGUCCAGCCACAUCUUUCGAUCGAGGAGCUCGCCAACUACCGCUCCCGCAUGCGCGAGUACUCGGUCGUCGACCGCUUUUACUGCGCGAACGCCUCCUGUUCCGCUUUCCUCGGUCCCGCCUGUCCCGUCAGGGUGAGCGCCCAGUGCGACAGGUGCGGACAAAUGACAUGCAGAGCGUGCAAAGCCCCUUGGCAUGGGGCUUUCGGUCUUUGCGGCGCGAGUGCGGACGACGAGGCGGCGCGCGUCCCCGAGCGCGACCACCAGUGCAAGCGUUGCCCGCGGUGCAGGCGUAUGAUCGACCUAGCUACUGGAUGCUGGCAUGUCACCUGCCGCUGUCGCCACGAAUUCUGCUUCCUCUGCCUCGCCCAGUGGAAGACCUGCACCUGCGAGAUUUGGGACGAGAGGCGACUUUACCGCGAGGCGCACCGCGACAUCGCUCACGGCGAAGAGGGUGGAGACGUCGACCGUGAUGACGAGGCGCUAGAUCGGAUGCUUCAAGGCAUCGAGUGCAGACAUGCGCGCUUCCGUCGCAAAGGAGGGUCCAGGUAUUGCGACACUUGCGGAACUGUCGUCCGCCUGUUCCACUCUGUCUGCCUGCCAUUCUUGUACGCUCGACGUGUAUUGAAGGCGCUGACUCGUCUCCCUCACAGGCCUGCACUCGCUGCCAUAUCGUCCUUUGCCAGCGCUGCCGCCGUAAUCGGUGAGGCUUGA